CCUCCGGGACUAGCAGUAUACACUUCGAAGCCGACUCUUCGCCCACUCGCCAAGAUGGUCCAGACAUACAAAAUCUUUGGCCAGGAAAUUGGCUCGCACUACCUUGCCAUGGGCAUUCUGGGCUCAUUAUUCGGCACCGCAUACGCCUUCACUGGCGGCAGCAAGAAGAUGCCUGCUACUCCCCCGAUCAACGCUUCCAGCUCCGACGAGGCCGACUUCAUCAAGAAGUUCAUAGAGCAGGCAGAAAGCGAGGAGAAGAAGCCGGCGUCAGGGAAGCAUUAGACCGUGCCUGGUCAGAGAUGGAUCAAGAUGCGAUGCAGACAUCGUGUCCUGUGUACAUGUAUAGCGGGCUUUGAAUGUGAGCCUCAUGUCUAGACCAGCAUGCUCCAUAUAGGGCAUCACUCAAUCCCCUGUUUGCAAAGGGAUUGGCAUUCGGGUUCAAGAGCCGUCUUUGCUGAGAUAUAAAGCUCCUCGGAUGCCACAGGGUUAGGGUUAAAUGACACUUGUCAUAAUCCGGACUUCCUACAACAAGACCCCGCUGAGCAAAAAGUGGCACACAAGACCCAUCUAACUUCAAGCUUGAGAACGGUUGUAUCCUCACCAAUCCUCCUCACGUCGCGUUUUCUGUGGAUCCCGCGGGUAUGUCGGUGCUCAACUGCGCUGUCGACUCUCAAACUACCUGCGAAAUCAAG
Molecule: messenger RNA, 692 nt
Organism: Canariomyces notabilis
Lineage: Eukaryota; Fungi; Ascomycota; Sordariomycetes; Sordariales; Chaetomiaceae
Exons: 3
Coding region: 55-282 (75 amino acids)
Biological process (GO): proton motive force-driven ATP synthesis
Source: RefSeq, a predicted model, not a curated record